AUGGGCACAGGGAGGAGGACACAGACUUUCAUGCCGAAUGAAAGUGCACCGUUUGAUCCAAAUCAAUCUGCUAGAAAUUUGAGAAAGAUUCACCUUGGUGGUGUCGUAUUUGGUUGCAAGAACAACACCAUAAGAGAAUGCCUUGUUAAACAACUCUUUGGCUUACCAGCUCAACAUUUUUCAUAUGUCAAGAAUAUUGACCCAGGCUUGCCGCUCUUUCUAUUCAACUACAGUGAUCGCAAACUUCAUGGCAUCUUUGAGGCUGCAAGCUCUGGACAAAUGAAUAUUAAUCCAUAUGCAUGGACUGUGGAUGCUUCAGAGAGAACACUAUAUCCUACUCAGGUUCAGAUCCGUGUCCGGCUGCAAUGCCAACCAUUGCUUGAAGAUCAGUUUAAGCCAGUAAUCAUGGACAACUAUUUUAGUCACAAUCAUUUCUGGUUUGAGCUGGACCAC
Ilex paraguariensis (yerba mate) is the source of this 453-nucleotide messenger RNA. The record is from the annotation of a GenBank genome assembly. NCBI's taxonomy places the organism in Eukaryota, Viridiplantae, Streptophyta, Magnoliopsida, Aquifoliales, Aquifoliaceae.